This is a messenger RNA of Nematolebias whitei (Rio pearlfish), 1593 nucleotides long. It is a transcript of the gene gvin1l2, whose product is annotated as up-regulator of cell proliferation. Lineage: Eukaryota; Metazoa; Chordata; Actinopteri; Cyprinodontiformes; Rivulidae. The record is from RefSeq and is a predicted model, not a curated record.
AUGGAGCUGGGACAUCUGACUGACAAUGCCAAAGUAGAAAUUUUACAUAAGCUUGGCCUGGAGACCUGCAGAACUCAACUACUGGAUCCAGCAUCCAUGUUAGAUAUCAGUACAUGGGCUAUGGAGGACCCAGCUCCUCUGAAGCUCAAAGAUCUACCACAUGCUUUCCUCCGACGCCUUUGGAUGCUUCGUCAAGAUGCUCGAAAUCCUUGUUGCCAACCUCAACAUGACAGUUUUAUCAAUGGCAAGAACCUGGUUGUGAGAAGUCAGGUGGUUUUGAAAGCAAGAAUCUUUAUAGCCUCCACCACUUUUCUUCAGCAGGAGAUAGCAGUGCGCAUGUCACAGUACAAGUUUGCUGUGCCUCUGGUUCUUCCUAAUGUUGACCCAGAAGAACCUGGUCAAUUCCUUCUUUGGCCUUCAAGAGGUGCUAUGGGUCAGUGGAGAUCUCACUCUUUGGAAACAAGCAGAAUUUGUUUGGCAAGUACGUCUAUGCCAAUUGUUUCAUGUGUGAAACUUGGUCAGUGCAGUGUCUCUAAGUCACGAGUGUUAAAUUAUGUUCUGAAUGGACCUGUAUCUUGUUUUGAAACAUUUGUGCACAAAGGGAUUGAUGGAGGACAGCUAGCACAAAGACUCUCUAAUGGUUUAGUCGAGAUUGGAUGGUAUUUACCCAUCGGAGAAGUGAAAGAUGUUUACCCUGUACCUUUGGCCAUCUCUAAUCUACGUGGUGAUGCUAGUACACAUGAAAACUGCCUUAAACUUCUAUGUCAAAUAUCCUCAGCUGUUAUUGUUUUUUAUGGGGACUGUACAGAGAAAGGAAAGCAACUUAUUUUGUCUUGUCAAGAUAUGGAAAGUAAACUAAUACUAAUUGACGUAUCAGUUGCUGAAGACAGUACUGUGGGAUCUGUCGGUCGCAGUCUUGAACAGCAAACAGGACUUUCUGAAGUGCCUGUUCUUUCAGGGGUCAAUUUAAGUGAAGAGGAAGUAGCUAAUAAGGUGAGGGAAAUCCUAAAAAACUGGCUGCCAAAGAGACUGAAAUGUGUUACACUUGAGGCUGCAGUUAAAUUUGCUUUGGAAACAGGCCUAAAUGUGGAUGAAGGCCCAGUCUGCAAAAAAGCAAUGGCCUCAGUGGAAAAAGUGUUGAAAGGUUUAGAUGAGGGAACGGCUGAAUUUCGAAUGAAGCAGCUUCCUUUACAGGGUCCUUCAUGGUGCAAAGUGGCAGAGAUAGAUCGGUAGGAGAGUAAACAAAGAAAGAAUGAAAAAGAAAUCAACCUGCAACUUCAUAAAGAGAAAAAAGUCAUUUUAACUGAGUUGAGCGGCUACAAAAUGACCCCAGCAAUGAAGUCUUUCACAAGUGCUCUUUGCACAUCUAAUAAAAUAGAGAGGACUUAUUUUCUUACUUGGCUCAAUCUGAGACUUUGCUUGAUGCAAACUGAAAAGCAAAAGAUUCUGCAAGAGUUUUUUACGAAUUUGGAGACAGAGAACAUUGAGGAUAAAGAGAACAGCAGCAAAGAGAACAGCAACAGUUUAUGCCCUGUUUCAGUAUUUGAAGAGGAAAAUGAAGUGCAACCUAGCUCAAACGCCGCCUACAUCUAA